Molecule: messenger RNA, 1320 nt
Organism: Beta vulgaris subsp. vulgaris (sugar beet)
Lineage: Eukaryota; Viridiplantae; Streptophyta; Magnoliopsida; Caryophyllales; Amaranthaceae
Product: protein BEARSKIN2
Exons: 3
Coding region: 111-1148 (345 amino acids)
Biological process (GO): regulation of DNA-templated transcription
Molecular function (GO): DNA binding
Source: RefSeq, a predicted model, not a curated record
UCUCAUGUAAGAUGUAACUGCAUUUUCAAGCACCAUAAAAUCAUUGGUGCAACAAUAUUUGCAUGUUGUUUGGUUGGAGUAUUCUUGAGUAGCUUGAAGAGAGAGAAUAUAUGGGAUCGUCGAGUAACGGCGGCGUCCCGCCGGGGUUUAGGUUUCACCCUACGGAUGAAGAGCUCUUACAUUAUUACCUUAAGAAGAAGAUUACUUUUCAGAAGUUUGAUAUGGAGGUUGUUAGAGAGGUUGAUUUGAACAAGAUGGAGCCUUGGGAACUCCAAGAGAGGUGUAGGAUAGGUUCAACACCACAAAAUGAAUGGUAUUUCUUUAGCCACAAAGAUAGGAAAUAUCCAACAGGAUCAAGAACUAAUAGAGCUACAAAUGCUGGAUUUUGGAAAGCCACAGGAAGAGAUAAAUGCAUCAGAAACAGCUUUAAAAAGAUUGGUAUGCGCAAAACACUUGUUUUCUAUCGAGGAAGAGCUCCUCAUGGUCAGAAGACUGAUUGGAUCAUGCACGAGUAUCGCUUAGAAGAUACUGACGACGACCCUCAAGCUAACCUUAGUGAAGAUGGGUGGGUGAUAUGUAGAGUAUUCAAAAAGAAGAACUUAUUCAAAAUUGGAGGUGAUCAAGGAGGAGGAACUACUACAAGUGCAACAUCAGAUCAACUACUAUGCAACCCUAGUGGAUCAAGCAACACCAACCAAUCACGUCCAUUUAUUCCUAGAGAUCAUACUAAUAACCCUCAUUACCAACAUCAUCUCUUACUACGUAAUAAUGAUCCUCAACCAACCUCAACCUUUGAUCUUUAUAGCAUGAAACCUGAUUUAGGGCUUCACAACUAUUCUCACCCUCACCAAAUAACAGCUCUUCCUCCUCAUGAUUACCCUACACAUCCCCACCACCUCUACCAAGCAGCCACCGCCGCGUGCGAGGCGGUGCCCACCGCCCUAGAGAUGGGCGCGUGUGAGCCGUCUGAUCCUCAUCAUCAAGGAAUUAAUGAGUGGACGAUGCUUGAUCGCGUUGUCGGACACCAACAAGAUGACCCUAAUGGUGAUCAACAGGGUAAUAACUUGUCUUCUACGGUACAUGAAAUUAACCAACAACAACAACUUUCUUUACGUGGUGAAAUGGAUUUCUGGGGUUAUGCUAAGUGAUAUAUCAUUGAUUUUUGUUUUGGGUUUAUUAUGAUUUUUAAUCAAUUAGAUUAUAUAUGUGAAAAUGUGAUGUAAAGUUUAAUGAAUCCCCAUGCACAAAAUUCAAUUUGUUUGCAUAUACUAUAUACAUUAAUUGUUUGUUGCAUGUAGACAAUUGAUUCAUGUUGCAUCA